This is a messenger RNA of Symbiodinium sp. CCMP2592, 285 nucleotides long. Lineage: Eukaryota; Dinophyceae; Suessiales; Symbiodiniaceae. The record is from the annotation of a GenBank genome assembly.
AUGAUGGCAAGGCUUCGAAGUCUCCUGCCGGAGUUCGGUCCGCAGGCCUUGUCCAAUGCUGUUCAAGCUCUGGCACGGCCUGGCUCAAAGGGGAGGAAGACACCAAAACAGGCAGGUCCCUCGUGUAAGGACAAAUGGAGGCAUUCUGGAAAUUGCUGGCCUCAGCCGGUCGGGCUCACAGAUCACGGCAAAGCACAACGUGAAAGUGUUCCCCUUCUCCUUUGCAGUCUUCGUAAAUUCUCAGACUUCAGUGGCCACGAUAAUCUUGUUACAGACAGUUCAUGA